AUGUCUACUGCUACUCCACCAGGUGGUCAACGUACCUUACAAAAAAGAAGACAAGCUCAAUCCGCCAAGGACAGACAAGCUAAGCAAACUCCUACUUCUACUAGAAGUGCUGGUUUCGGUGGAUCCUCAAGUUCUAUUUUGAAGAUCUGUACAGACGAAGCUAAUGGUAUAAGGUUUGAUCCAUUAAUUGCGAUGUUUUUAACCUUUGGUUUUAUCACCUGUAUCAUGGCUAUACAUUUCAUGAAUAAGGUCACUGGUGCAACCUUCUAA
Molecule: messenger RNA, 270 nt
Organism: Naumovozyma castellii
Lineage: Eukaryota; Fungi; Ascomycota; Saccharomycetes; Saccharomycetales; Saccharomycetaceae
Gene: SBH2
Product: Arf family guanine nucleotide exchange factor SBH2
Exons: 1
Coding region: 1-270 (89 amino acids)
Source: RefSeq, a predicted model, not a curated record